Molecule: messenger RNA, 516 nt
Organism: Rhizoctonia solani
Lineage: Eukaryota; Fungi; Basidiomycota; Agaricomycetes; Cantharellales; Ceratobasidiaceae
Product: ATP synthase subunit delta, mitochondrial
Exons: 4
Coding region: 1-516 (171 amino acids)
Biological process (GO): proton motive force-driven ATP synthesis
Molecular function (GO): proton-transporting ATP synthase activity, rotational mechanism
Source: RefSeq, a predicted model, not a curated record
AUGUCUGUCUUUGUCCGCACUGCUGCCAACUCAAUCCGCGCUGCGACGGCACGCAAUACUCUUCGUCAGACCGCAUACAUCCAGCGCCGAGGCUAUGCGGAUGCGGCGAGCGAUACCCUUAAGCUCUCCCUAGUCCUCCCUCACCAGUCCAUCUUUACUUCUGCAAACGUUGUACAAGUCAACAUUGCUGCCGAGUCCGGAGAUAUGGGUAUCCUGGCCAACCACGUCCCAACCGUUGAGCCCCUGCGCCCCGGAGUCGUGGAGGUUAUCGAGACCGGAAGCGGCUCCAAGAAGUGGUUCGUGAGCAGCGGUUUCGCGACAGUUCACCCCAACAACACCCUCACUAUCAAUGCGAUCGAGGCUGCUCCUCUCGAAGACAUCUCUGCAGAGGCCGUCCGCGCCAACCUGGCUGAGGCACAGCGUGUUCUUGGAGGCAGCGCUUCCGACAAGGAAAAGGCCGAGGCCCGAAUUGAGGCAGAUGUUUACGAAGCAAUCCAACAAGCCCUCUCCAAGUAA